This is a messenger RNA of Bursaphelenchus okinawaensis, 783 nucleotides long. The record is from the annotation of a GenBank genome assembly. NCBI's taxonomy places the organism in Eukaryota, Metazoa, Nematoda, Chromadorea, Rhabditida, Aphelenchoididae.
AUGUCUGGCCGUAAGUUCUUUGUUGGUGGAAACUGGAAGAUGAAUGGAGACACUCAGUCCAUUGAUGGCAUCAUUUCCUUUUUGAACGAUGGAGUCAAGGAUGAUCACGUUGAAGUAGUUGUAGCUCCACCUGCUCCUUAUCUUGCUUAUGUUAAGAGCAAGGUGAAUGGUAACGUCAAUGUGUCUGCCCAGAAUGCCUACAAAGAAGCUAAGGGAGCUUUUACAGGUGAAAUCAGCCCUGCCAUGAUUAAAGAUCUCGGAUUGAAGUAUGUUAUUCUUGGUCACUCUGAACGACGACAUGUCUUUGGAGAAUCUGAUGAUUUGAUUGCUGCCAAGACCGUUCACGCUCUUGAGAAUGGAUUGGUUGUUGUGUUCUGUAUUGGUGAGAAGCUGGAAGAACGUGAAGCUGGCAAAACUAAGGAGGUAACUUAAUAUUUGUCAUUUUAAUUUACUUUUUAGGUCAACUUCCGUCAAUUGCAAGCUAUCGUGGACAAGAAGGUUGACUGGAGCAAGAUUGUUAUUGCUUAUGAACCAGUCUGGGCUAUUGGAACUGGCAAGACGGCGUCUCCAGAACAAGCCCAGGAAGUUCACGGUUGGAUUCGUGAAUUCUUGAAGGAAAAGGUAUCAGAAGACGUCUCCAAGAGCACCAGAAUCAUCUACGGAGGUUCGGUAACUGCCGCUAACGCUGCCGAACUCGGUCAGAAGCCAGACAUUGACGGAUUCUUGGUCGGAGGAGCUUCUCUCAAGCCCGACUUUAUCAAGAUUGUUCAAGCUCGUGGAUAA